AUGGAGCAUUGUCCGUCGGCUCUUACCCGCCUUCCAAGAUGCGACUCUGAGUGCUCUCGUGGGAACAAGCGUAGAAUCCCGGGACUUUGGAACUUCGGGCAUUCGACGUGCACGGAUCCUCGAGAAGAGAUCACCUUCAAUCACUCGCUGUAUGCGCUCACGUGCAAGCACACCAAAUUCCGAACACAGAGUGUUGGGCGACCAACAACGACGGAAAACGGGGAAUAUUACAUGCAAACACCUCUGGAUGAAGGUUGGUCAAUGGCACGAUUGACAGGCUUUAAUAAACGCCCGCGAGAACGUUACAGACAUCUGAAGCGUCUGCACCUGGUAUUAUUUCACAAACGGAAUGUCCUUGAAUGCCAGGUUUUGGGUCAAGGUGUCGCGUUACGCGGGGUGGCGGGAACUGAGCUGCUGGACAUCACCGGCAUCAACGCUCCAGACAACUUUUUGGCGGUGUUAGGUUGGACGUCCUUCUUCAUGCCAAACAUGCCACGAUUGAUGUUGGGCGUGAAUAAAUAUGUGUGCUUCAGCACAUUCAGGUUCGUUCUUGGGAAUAAGGAUACGGAGAACGACCCAAAUCUGCAUCACAGGCCUCCUGUGUGGGUGAUCACGUGCCCGAACCCGAACGACAUGAUGAUCAGGCGUCCCGGUCUGCUCUGGACGCCAGCCAGAUGCCUCUGGAAAGGCCCAAUUUGUAAAGAUGACAAGACUAUCACCGGGGUCCGGCUCCUGCUAUGUGACGACCAGAAGGCUCACCCCUUGUUGCCAGAAGAGGAUCCGGAUUUGCAACGAGUGCGAGAUCGAGAUCUAGAACUGUUCAACUACAACGAUAUUGAAAGAUAA
This is a messenger RNA of Dothidotthia symphoricarpi CBS 119687, 846 nucleotides long. RefSeq lists its product as uncharacterized. The transcript has 3 exons. The record is from RefSeq and is a predicted model, not a curated record. NCBI's taxonomy places the organism in Eukaryota, Fungi, Ascomycota, Dothideomycetes, Pleosporales, Dothidotthiaceae. The coding region runs from base 1 to 846 and encodes 281 amino acids.